Hydatigera taeniaeformis is the source of this 582-nucleotide messenger RNA. NCBI's taxonomy places the organism in Eukaryota, Metazoa, Platyhelminthes, Cestoda, Cyclophyllidea, Taeniidae. The record is from the annotation of a GenBank genome assembly.
UCUGUCCAAUACGAGGAGCGAAGGCCACCAUUGGUUCUUCAGGCCUUCCUGGUUUCAUACUUUUCUUCCUCUUUCUCAGCUCUCAAAAUAAGUCUCAAUGAACUUCUAUGGGCUGUGGAAAACCGUAAUUGGUCUAAGAACCUAUCAAACCCAAACCUUCACUUUGAUUCUAAUCCGACGCGCUGGCUGUCGUCGGCUCCGCAUCCGCCCGUGUCAUCCGCCAGCCCUGGCUCUCCACUGAAGACCUCUGAUGGCACAGACCGCGACGGACUGGAGCUAGUGAACCUCGCAUCCUCAGAUAGUGGAAGUGGUACUGGUGGCGUUGAGGCUACUGUAGGCUCUAGAGGGACCUCCUCCCUGGUGCACAAGGCUCCUAUUCUCCUCGGAGGCGUUGGCGGCAGCGGAAGUGGAAGCGACGCCGUGGAGCAGUUGGUAGGAAGCGAAACCAGCACUCAGUCAGAUGGCAUUACGGCAAUGCUUAAGCUACAUAGUCGAUUGGGGCGUAUCCUGCAGGACGCCUGCGAUCUACACAAGCAGAUCGGCCAUCUCCUGUCUACUGUAGCCAAUCAACCCGUCCACUAA